Messenger RNA from Exophiala xenobiotica, 2352 nucleotides. RefSeq lists its product as uncharacterized. Gene Ontology annotation, molecular function: zinc ion binding; DNA-binding transcription factor activity, RNA polymerase II-specific; RNA polymerase II cis-regulatory region sequence-specific DNA binding. Gene Ontology annotation, biological process: positive regulation of transcription from RNA polymerase II promoter by galactose; DNA-templated transcription. Bases 1 to 2352 code for a protein of 783 amino acids. NCBI's taxonomy places the organism in Eukaryota, Fungi, Ascomycota, Eurotiomycetes, Chaetothyriales, Herpotrichiellaceae. Gene Ontology annotation, cellular component: nucleus. The record is from RefSeq and is a predicted model, not a curated record. The transcript has 9 exons.
AUGACACCCGAGACGCCAGAUGCCGAACAGCCGCGCGCUUUGCCAUCUGAGGAAACACGCGCAUUGAGCGUACUGAAAGCUCCGUCGUCUUCGGUGGCCGGCCGCCCUCGCAAGAGACGGAGGGUUGCGCUAGCCUGCAGCAACUGCAGACGCAGGAAAGCACGUUGUGAUGGGGGCAGACCAAAGUGUUCUCCCUGCGAUGAACAGGGUUGUGAAUGUCUGUACGAGCAGGCGGGGACGACGACAAGCUUGACGGUCGGGAGAAGCUAUCUGUCACGGUUGGAGCAACGACUCGAAAACAUCGAGACCAGCUUGAUGCGGCUGCAGCAAUCCCCGAGUGCAACCCCGGCGGGCACUUAUCAUUCAGCACAGACUGCUGUGGCCUUCCAACCUCGGAUGCAAGUGUCGGCGGGAGCGGACGACGGUGCGUCUUCACAGAAAUCGCCCCAGCUCACAUGCUCGACCAACACGGACAUGGACGAAGUCGACACGUGCGAGGACGCGAUCGAUGGCAUGGGUGCCAUCAAAUUCACGCAUGAACAGCAUAGCGGCUACUUUGGGCCGUCGUCUAAUAUUGCUUUCCUCCGCCACAUUUCAGUGGCUUUGGCACAAGCGACGGGGCAGCGCCAGGUGACCGAGGCCCCUCUCAAUGCUUCAAAUACGACCACGGACUCGAUGCGUGCAAGCCGCCCGUCAGGCGACAAAAUUUGCAACACCUUCAAUCGGAUGGACGACAAGGUCAACAUCCACGCACUGCCUCCGGAAACGCGCAUUUGGAAACUCAUCAAUGAGUACUUUCAAAAGACGGGUCAGCUGCUGCCUAUCAUCCAUGAAGGAUCGUUUCGUGAGACCUACUUUGAGAUGAAGCGCACCAACUUCACAAUGGCCCGUAGAACGUGGCUGGGCUUGGUGAACAUCAUUCUCGCCCUGGGCUGCACCUUGAUCGUGGAUGGCUACGACACCGCGGAGGAGAGGAUUGCCGAAUCAGACGUCUACUUUCAAAGGGCCAAUGGGUUGUGUGAACGAGAGUCACGGAGAAGUAUCAGUCUGGAACUCGUGCAAUAUCUGCUGUUGGUGGGCCAGUAUCUUCAGGGAACGCAGAAAUCCGUCCAGGCGUGGACGGUGCAUGGCCUGGCGAUAUCGACGGCCUUUCAACUAGGCCUACAUUCUCCGAGGACUAAUCAAGGCUUUCCACCCGUAGAGGCCGAAAUUCGAAAACGGGUCUGGUUCGGCUGCAUUCUCCUAGACCGAACGUUGAGCAUGACUUUUGGUCGUCCGUGUAUUAUUCCUGAGAAAUAUGUCAAGCUUGAACUUCCGUCUGCUGACAUACAGAUCAUGGGUCAAACGCCCGACAGUGGCGCCGUCCAGCGUAUGGAUGCGAGGUACUUUCAAGCCACAAUCAAAUUGAGCAAUAUCUUGUAUGAAGUUAUUGACGCAUGCUAUGAGCAGAAUCUAGGUCUGGCAGAAACGCCUCCAGACGCCGAACUUCUUUCAAUGACGCUCAAAGGAGACCGGCGACUGGACGAGUGGAGGUCCCAGAUCAUCCCUGCCUUGGGCCUUCGGAUCAGGAGUACUCCCGUGGUUUCUCAGGACCUCGAGAAGAUCGAGGUAAAGGACAAAAUCGCCGAGAGAUUCAACGUGGUCCUCUCUCUUCGAUUUCACAACCUUCGUAUUCUCAAUCACCGCCAUAUACUGGAGACGUUCCUUGAUAGUGCCAAAGGUAUCAACGGCAUUGAAGCGAGUAUGAUGCAUCAAGUAUACGUCAGCAGCAUCGAAACAUGCCUCGACUCGUCCAUCAGUGUUAUUGCCAUUGUGCACAGCGUGGUGCUGUCUCAUGGCUGGCGCCGUGACCUGCUAGGAGCAUGGAACUAUUCUUUGUUUUACACAUUCAACGCCGGGCUAGUCUUGGUUGCAGCUUUGCUUGUUGCUCUCAAGGGAAGUGGCACGAAAAGGGAGCAAAAGUUGCCCACCUGGAAAUCUCUGGAUAAUGCCAUGAUGUACCUCGACAUGGCCAUCGAAGCUUUGCAGAACCUGGACCGUGGGAACCGGGUCGUGCAACGCAUCGUCGAUUAUUUAUCCCAUUUGGCAGUGGCAUGCUCAAACUUACUUGCCAAUAACCUCGGCACGACGUACACUUUUACAAAUAUCAAUCAAUACGACCCCUUCGCAACAACGGGUAACAAUCUCCGACCCCAGCAAGCCCGAACAGGAGCCUCAUACCAAGCGCUUGGCGAGCAGCCGGAGGCGUUCCCGAUGGAGAGUGUUCUCAGCGAAUUCAUGCCGAAUGUAGAUUUGGAUUCUCUCUUCGCCCAAUUUGAUCCCGAUGGCUUGGAUACAAAUGCAUUCUUAUAA